UCAGCAUAUAAAAGAAAAUGAGAUCUGUAUGUUUUGAGAAUAUUCUGAUGAAAAUUUGAAAAAGUUGAACUUGUAACAACAAAAUAAACAAUAAUGUCAUUCUGUGACACCUUUUACUCGGAGAAAGCUUACGAAGGAGAUAUAAAAGGAUCUGCCUAUUUUCAAUACUUCUAAUAUACAGAUAAAUCUCAUACCAGCAUUGAAGAUGACUACUAGAUUCAAGUACAUUGCAAUGACAGUAACAGGAGCACUACAUUUGGCCCUUGGAAUUCUUUGUAUCAUUAUUUCAAUAGUCGGUUUUAUCAUAAGAGCUGAUAAAUAUUCCUAUUAUAACUAUAGGUACGUAGAGUACUUUCCAAACAGACGUACUGCUGCUGGAUCAUUUAUUAUAAGCCUAUGGAUUAUUGCAGUUGGAAUAACUGGAAUCAUUACAGGACAGAAGUCAAAUUCGUAUUCAAAAGACCAAAGAAUGAGAAUUGUCUAUUUAGUUUUAAGCAUUUUGUCAGCAGCUGUGCUUUCACUUGGUGGAAUUACUGCUUUUGCUUUCCAAGCUAUUUGGUUUAGCAAUUCAGAUAUAUGUGUUUUAUUUUUCUUUGGAUUAUUUCUAAUGGUUCUGGAAUUAGCUUUGGCUAUUGUCUCUUCAUCCUUUUGCUGCUGCUGUUCAGGAAUAGAGGAAAUUGCUGUCACAACACAAGGACCAGGAGUGUGUCAAUCAGCUAAUACAAAUGUUCCACAAGUUGUCUGUUCCCCAGAUGCUGUUACACCACAUAUGCCUCCACAAUACAGUGCUUAUCCUCCAUAUGCUGUUGGAGCACAAAUGGCUCCACUGUACAAUGCUUCUGUUCCAAAUGUUGCUGAAGGUGCUAUGUAUCAAAAACAAUAAAAUGGAAUGGAAUUUUCAUAUUUUGUGAAAUUGAAAAUUGUUUUAAAAGAAUUAUAUAUACAUGUAUAUAUGUAUGUAUGUAUGUAUGUAUGUAUGUACAUCUUUCAAUUGUGUUUUAAAUUUAUUUUACAAU
Octopus bimaculoides (California two-spot octopus) is the source of this 1016-nucleotide messenger RNA. RefSeq lists its product as uncharacterized. Lineage: Eukaryota; Metazoa; Mollusca; Cephalopoda; Octopoda; Octopodidae. The record is from RefSeq and is a predicted model, not a curated record.